Menidia menidia (Atlantic silverside) is the source of this 1695-nucleotide messenger RNA. Lineage: Eukaryota; Metazoa; Chordata; Actinopteri; Atheriniformes; Atherinopsidae. The record is from the annotation of a GenBank genome assembly.
UUUGUAGACGUCAUGACGCACGUACCACGUACUACGUAUUACGUACUGAACGCACGCUGAGGUCCUGAAGCGCCGUUGGAACUUCGUGAAGGGCCGACAAAUACGUGGUUGCAUCGACCCGAAAUGUAUCGUCCCAAACCGACUCUGAAAGACCGACAGCACCUGUACAAACUCAUCAUCAGCCAGCUGCUCUACGAUGGAUACACUAACAUCGCCAACAGCCUCAUCAACGAGGUCAAGCCUCCGAACGUGGUGUCUCCCUCUGAACAGCUCAUGCAGCUGGCAAAGAUAGGCAUGGAGAACGAUGACAGCGCUGUGCAGUACGCCAUCGGCCGCUCGGACACGGUGGCGCCCGGCGUGGGCAUCGACCUGGAGUUCGACGCAGACGUCCAGACCAUGUCCCCCGAGGCGUCCGAGUACGAGACCUGCUACGUGACGUCCCAUAAGGGCCCCUGCCGCGUGGCCACCUACAGCCGCGACGGCCAGCUCAUCGCCACCGGCUCAGCGGACGCCUCCAUCAAGAUCCUGGACACCGAACGGAUGCUUGCCAAGAGCGCCAUGCCCAUUGAGGUGAUGAUGAACGAAACGGCGCAGCAAAACAUGGAGAACCACCCGGUGAUCCGGACGCUGUACGACCACGUGGAUGAAGUCACCUGCCUGGCCUUCCAUCCCACCGAACAGAUCCUGGCCUCCGGCUCCAGAGACUACACCCUCAAACUUUUCGACUACUCAAAGCCGUCUGCGAAAAGAGCCUUUAAAUACAUACAGGAAGCUGAAAUGCUGCGCUCCAUCUCCUUCCACCCGUCGGGGGACUUCCUGCUGGUGGGCACGCAGCACCCCACGCUGCGCCUCUACGACGUCAACACCUUCCAGUGCUUCGUGUCGUGCAACCCGCUGGACCAGCACACGGACACCAUCAGCGGCGUGAGCUACAACCCCACGGCCAACAGCUACGCCACCUGCAGCAAGGACGGCAGCAUCAAGCUGUGGGACGGCGUGUCCAACCGCUGCGUCAGCACCUUCGACAAGGCGCACGACGGCGCCGAGGUCUGCUCCGCCAUCUUCUCUAAGAAUUCCAAGUACAUCCUGUCCAGCGGGAAGGACUCCGUGGUCAAACUUUGGGAGAUCUCCACAGGGCGAACGCUAGUCAAGUACACAGGGGCGGGGCUUAGCGGGCGUCAGAUGCACCGCACGCAGGGCGUGUUCAACCACACGGAGGACUACGUGCUGCUGCCGGACGAGCGCACCAUCAGCCUGUGCUGCUGGGACUCGCGCACGGCCGAGCGCAAGAACCUGCUGUCGCUGGGCCACAACAACAUCGUGCGCUGCAUCGUGCACUCGCCCACCAACCCCGGCUUCAUGACCUGCAGCGACGACUUCAGGGCGCGCUUCUGGUACCGCCGCACCACCACCGACUGACCCCCCCCCACGGGCCGAAACCCGCCAUCACCUCAGCCGGACCCUCGCUCUAUUUGACUGUGUGUGUGAACCUGUGGAUUUGUUUUUUUUUCUGAAAAUAUCAAUGACAGUUUUGACUAAAACCGGAAAAGGAAAAGAAUCCGUCGCCGUCUCUUUAAAUGUCCCGACACAAAUUCCGACCCGUUAUAAGAAGUUGUGAUACAUUUUACUCAGUCUUUCCCACUUUUGUAUUUUGUCCGUGUCUUUUCCAUAUUUUUUAAUAAAGACUGAAAAAGC